AUGAAAACAUCCACGGCUGCAACCAAGAAGUAUGAAGAUAAGUACACUGCCGACAAGAAAACGCAGGCUACCCUUGAAGAAUAUCGUCAAGAAGCCGUACGCCUGGGAUUCCAUAUUGAGAAUAUGCAGAAAAAACUUCUUCAAGUGCAGCAGGAUUACAAAGUGGCCAACAACGCUCAUUGUGCCCUCGAUAACCAGCGCGAAUUGCGAGAACUUGAAAGAAUGCACAUUGAGGCAGAGGAGGCUGUCAAAAUAGCUAGUCGUCUGGCAGCAGAGCUUCUUGCAAAAUUCGAGCAUGUUUCUACCGAGCUUUCUAACGCCUCAAACAGGUGGAAGUUCAAGACAGCGGAUGAUAUUUUAGUCAAGGUCAACAUUCCACGGGACUACGAAUGGCUAAAGGAAAAUCUGAAAGGAGAAGAUUUUAGACUCAUUAGAUCUUUGAUGAAGAAGCGUGGAUUUCCACCUGCACAGGCAUUCGACUUGGCAAAGCAGAAGGAGGAGGAGGACGACGAUAAAGAGAAUACCAGUUGGUAUGAUGACUGCCUUGCAGUACCCGAGGAUGAGUCUCCCAAGAGCGAGGACAGCACAAGCCAAUCUUUCAAGUUCAAACAUGUUGGAGAUGAAGUUGGAGGCGUCGAUGACACUCUGUUUUCUCCUGAGCAGAAAAAAGGUAAAGUCUUGGUACUUCCUACAGUAGAAACUUCUCGAUUCAACCGCGAGGAGGUCCAGGGCUGGGAAGACUUGAUCAUGAGCUAUCAGGCUUCGACGGCUGCAGCUCAAAAGGAGUAUAGCCGUGUCUCUAAGAUAGAAGUCACCAAAGUGAAAGCAUCCACGGCCGCAACCAAGAAGUAUGAAAAGAAGUACACUGCCGACAAGAAAACGCAGGCUAUCCUUGAAGAAUAUCGUCAAGAAGCCGUACGCCUGGGAUUCCAUAUUGAGAAUAUGCAGAAAAAACUUCUUCAAGUGCAGCAGGAUUACAAAGUGGCCAACAACGCUCAUUGUGCCCCCGAGAACCAGGAUGUUUGCGACACUCUUGAGAUUCCAAUCUCCGAGGAGGACGACGACGAUAAAGAGAAUACCAGUUGGUAUGAUGAAUUCCUUGCAGUACUCAAGGAUGAGUCUCCAAAGAGCGAGGACAGCACAAGCAAAUCUUUCAAGUUUUGA
Molecule: messenger RNA, 1164 nt
Organism: Cylindrotheca closterium
Lineage: Eukaryota; Bacillariophyta; Bacillariophyceae; Bacillariales; Bacillariaceae
Source: the annotation of a GenBank genome assembly